CGUCAAACACCUACCGCGCGUCCCAUGAACGAGCGCACCCGGGGACCACACUGGCUGGCUGACUGACUCUCUCGGCGGACGAGAUAAACAAAGAGCCGGCGACUCUUCAGGGAAACGGACGACCGCACCUCGACCUCCACGGGAACAUGACAACCGGUCUGAGUCAGGAGAAGGUAGCCACCUUCCUCAAGCGGCUGCGGGCCGAGCCGCGCUACCUGUUGGCGCAGAAUGUGUCGACGUGCAUCGACCCGUUGGAGGUUUGUCUGCACCGGCAGACGGUCCAGGAUACUGUGCACAUCUUCCAGCACUCUAUCCCCACAGAGGGCAAGCCUGUCACCAACCAGAAAAACUCAGGGAGAUGUUGGAUCUUCUCAUGCCUCAAUGUCAUGCGACUUCCCUUCAUGAAGAAGUUCAACAUAGAGGAGUUUGAGUUCAGUCAGUCCUACCUCUUCUUUUGGGACAAGGUUGAGCGUUGCUACUACUUCCUCCAGGCCUGCGUGGAGACGGCACAGAGGAAGGAGCCAGUAGACGGACGCCUGGUCCAGUUCCUGCUCUCCAAUCCAACCAACGACGGAGGACAGUGGGACAUGCUGGUCAACCUCAUUGAAAAGUAUGGCGUCAUCCCAAAGAAAUGCUUUCCUGAGUCGCACAGCUCCGAGGCCUCUCGUAGAAUGAAUGAUAUCCUCAAUCAUAAGCUGAGGGAAUACUGCCUACGACUGAGGAACAUGGUGGCAAGUGACGCCACGAAAGCUGAAUUGUCUGAUGCCAUGGAUACCAUGAUAGAGGAGGUGUUCCGGGUGGCCAGCGUGUGUCUAGGCAGCCCCCCUGAGACCAUCUGUUGGGAAUACAGGGACAAGGACAAGAACUUCCACCGUAUGGGACCCCUCACCCCCCAGGAGUUCUACAGGGAGCAGGUCAAACCCCUAUACAACAUUCAGGACAAAGUCUGCCUCGUGAACGACCCCCGACCCCAGAACGCCUUUGGGAAGCUGUACAGUGUGGAGUUCCUGGGCAACAUGGUCGGAGGCCGCAGCACUCUGUACAACAACCAGCCCAUCCAGCUGCUCAAAAAGGCUGCGGCCGAGUCCAUCAAGGAGGGAGAGGCGGUUUGGUUCGGUUGCGACGUUGGGAAACAUUUUCAUGGCAAGCUGGGCAUUAAUGACAUGAAUGUGUUCAACCAUGAGCUUGUUUUUGGAGUUUCGGUGAAGAACCUCUCGAAGGCGGAGCGACUGAUAUUCGGAGACUCUCUCAUGACCCACGCUAUGAUCCUCACUGCUGUCACGGACAAGGACGGGAAAGAAGGCUACGAGAAGUGGAGGGUGGAAAACUCCUGGGGUGACGACCGUGGGAACAAAGGUUACCUGAUCAUGACAGACGACUGGUUCUCCGAGUACGUGUACGAGGUGGUGGUAGACAAGAGGUUCCUGUCCCCUGACGUCAUGGAAGUGAUGCAACAGGAGGCCGUUGUACUUCCUGCCUGGGACCCGAUGGGAGCCCUGGCAUAAACUUAAUGGAAAUCCAGAUUUUAAACCCCCCCCCCCCAACUUGUGGUCUGUUUGACUCCGCCCUAAUUCCUCGGCUGCUUUUACCUCUCCACCAACCCCUCCCCUACUCCUCCUCCUUCCUCCUCCCAAAACAGCCUCUUCUUCUAGACAAAAUAAUAAAGAUUUUGUUUUCUUUUUUACUGGA
This is a messenger RNA of Scophthalmus maximus (turbot), 1689 nucleotides long. RefSeq names its product bleomycin hydrolase (gene blmh). NCBI's taxonomy places the organism in Eukaryota, Metazoa, Chordata, Actinopteri, Pleuronectiformes, Scophthalmidae. Gene Ontology annotation, biological process: L-homocysteine catabolic process; response to toxic substance; proteolysis. The transcript has 12 exons. The record is from RefSeq and is a predicted model, not a curated record. Gene Ontology annotation, cellular component: cytoplasm. Bases 147 to 1505 code for a protein of 452 amino acids. Gene Ontology annotation, molecular function: cysteine-type aminopeptidase activity.